AACACAAAACACAAUUGUCGAGCUCGCUCAGCCACAUGAUAGAGUUGCCAAAAAAAAGUCAACAUUUAAACAAAUAUCAAUGCACAUGUCUCUAAAUUCUCCUCUACAGCGUCUUGAAAACAAUUACAAUUAUGAAUCUGCACAGCUGAAUGGCAAUGAUGAUAAUGAAGUCAUUUCAAGCACGGAGUACAAAAUGGAUUCAAGCCAACGAUUAGAUCAACACCCAAUCCAAAUAACUGAACAAAAUCCCGAGCUUAAUAAUACUCUGAAAACGAUACCUUUUCGGAAUUUCGUGCGAAAUAUGAAGCCAGAAGCGAAGAGCAGAAAAUAUAUUCGAGCUAGCAUAUCCACGGGAAAUUUCGAUAUUGGUGGAAAAACUAAAAGGAAAAGAGAUCUAGAAUGUGCAAGUGGGCAACAAACCGACUCAGAGCUGAGUCAAAUGUCGCAGUCAACGAAUGAUGAGUCGAAAACAUAUAGUCAAGUUUAUAGUGAAGUCUGUGAGGAGUCUAGAAUGCGUCAAGAAAAGGCUGAACAGAUUCGCAGAGUAUUCACAAAUCAAAUAUCCAAACGGCAGCAGGAACAGAUUAAAUACUCUAGCAAAUACAAUAGGACCAGGGAUCGUACAGUGCGAUGGGUAGCCAACUUGGGUCAACCGUACAAGGAUGACUAUUAUACAACGGAGACUUCAAGUGACAGCGAUCCAGAAUCGGACAGCUGUCAGCAGUCCUUGAAAGAUUUUCCUUUUACCGAGGAGGCUUCCCAAAGCCUAGUCCAAGAACAAUUAGAUGCAAUACCUUCUUAUCAAAAUGGUGCAUACGAUGACUUCCACGUUGCGGAGUACAUGGAUAAGCUGGCAGCAACUUUUAAUGCUCAAGCGAAGCAAGCGAAGGGGAUCUUAAGCGAAUACAAGAGAUGUGUUCAGGUUCUUGAACCUUCGCCAAAGACUAAGAAUCCGAAAUUCCUGGCAGAGAAUGGGAAGGGCAAAAUAAGAACUGAGGUGCUGCAAUUCGAGCACUGUAAUGUUUACCAAUUGAAACAAUCGAAUAAAAGUAAAUGCCACUCAAAGGAACAGAUUAAUAGUCAUAUUCAAAAUUGCUCUGAAAUAAUUCCGAAAAUACAGUACAAUAUGGUAAAAAGUAGUGCAGAAUUUGAUGCAAAUAGUUCGGGCGUAUCUUCAAAACAUACUGAAAAGCGAAAGACCCAAAAGACUAGCUCCAUAAAAACUGUUCAUUUGAAACCAGUUGAAGAUUGCAUAGAUUCGGAAACUUACGCUGAAAGCGAAGAAAAUAGUAACUCGGAGAGAAAUUAUGUUGAGAAGCGAAAAACUACAGCUAGAAUAAUGCCGGACAGUUGCGAAAGUGAAACAGGUUCACUGAGAACUAAAUAUAGUAGUAAGAAACCCAAAAAGGAUGAUAAUAACAGUGGCACAUUCUCAUAUUGUUCAUCGAACUCUUCUACCCAGAGUAGUAGAUACUCUCAGUAUGGCGAUAAUUUCCCAACUGAAUCUUUUGAGGGUUAUUCACUAAGUGGGCAUGUGAGCGUUAGCAAUGAUGACUACUAUUUGAGUAGCAGAAGUGAGGCUGCAGCCAGUUUUACAAACAGCAGAACACGAUCUCGGAUUCAUGCAGCAACCAAGAAAUAUCAAGAUCGUGCUAGUAGCCCCAUUCAGAUUAUAUCGGUAAGCAAUCAGACAACCGAUCCCAUAACUGGGGAGAUGGAAAAUCAUGAUGAUGGGGCGAGUGAGCGGAAGGUGCCAGAAAGUGACAGAUCCACUAGAAGUGUGCUGGACCAACAGCAAUCCGAUUCCAGCAACUACAGCGAAGACAAAGGUGUACAGUAUCCCAGCGGGGAUGAACUGCAGCAAUCAGCAAAGAGCUCGCUGAGCGUAGAGAAUAGUGCAGAGCAAAUCAAAGCCAAGUGCGAAUCGCUCGACAUAAGUUCAGGUGAUGACAGUAAGAAAGACGGCAGCUCCAAUAAAAUGGGUUGCAGCUUGCUGCCAAGUGGAAAUGGCAGCAGCGACUUCAGCAUAUCCAGCUAUGAGCCCGGCCAGCGUUUCUAUCGACGCACCCAACCGUGGCAUGAUGACGACAACAUUAAUCCCUUUGACGACAACGAGAACGACGACGACUCAGAGCCGCUGAGCUAUAAGAAGUAUGUGGCCCGCCUGGCCGAGCGAGCACUGCGAUAUUGUACCAACUAUUACAACUAUUAUGAUAAGGGCAGCAAGCUACGACCAGUCAUGGAGGUGGAGAUCUCGGAGAAGGUGCAAAUGAUCUACAACUCGGAAAUGCAGUUCCAAACGUUGCGGCACCUCAAGAAACGUGAUAAGCUGCUGCAACAGUUGAAUGAGCAGCUGCAGCAACAACUAACACUGAUUGCGCCCAGCUUUCAGUGAGCUACACAUAAACCAACCACAUAUUAUAUUUUGUAUAUGAACUUUAAGCGCUUUAAGUUCCGACUUGUAAAAACUAAA
Molecule: messenger RNA, 2473 nt
Organism: Drosophila grimshawi
Lineage: Eukaryota; Metazoa; Arthropoda; Insecta; Diptera; Drosophilidae
Gene: laf
Exons: 2
Coding region: 80-2395 (771 amino acids)
Source: RefSeq, a predicted model, not a curated record